Messenger RNA from Westerdykella ornata, 1783 nucleotides. RefSeq names its product FAD/NAD(P)-binding domain-containing protein. Lineage: Eukaryota; Fungi; Ascomycota; Dothideomycetes; Pleosporales; Sporormiaceae. The record is from RefSeq and is a predicted model, not a curated record. The coding region runs from base 435 to 1658 and encodes 407 amino acids. The transcript has 2 exons. Gene Ontology annotation, molecular function: monooxygenase activity; FAD binding.
CUAUCCCUUCGUCAGCAUCCUUGUCAUCCAUCACGCAUCGAUACUUCUCCAUCGAAUUAAUCCUUUCGUUUCGUUAAAGCUUCACACUCUCCCCUACUCGCAGCUGAAGAACUGCUGAUGAGGCUGCAGCCACGCGGCCAGCCACAACGUCGUAUUUCGCAUUCAGCUUGUGUUGCCGACAACACUAUAUGCGAAAUACGCUGAUUUCUAGACUUUAAUGUAUAGAACAAUGCGACGCUUUUGAAAUGACGCUUGAAGCAAGCGCUUUCUUCUGUUUUUAUCGCAAGUCUUUCUAGGCUCGACCGGCUUGCUCUGCACGAAUUGCAAACUAUUCCGCCUCCGAAGUACGGAUUAUCUAACAGCAUAUUUCGACAUUUGCGGUCCAAAGAUCUUGAAUCUGACGGACUUCGCUCCUUCGCAGUCAUACUGCGAAGAUGCCUACGCAGCAUGCACUCAUCAUCGGCGGCGGCAUUGCUGGGGCCGCAGCCGCUCUUGCCCUCACGCAGCGCAACCGCAUGACUUGCUCCAUCUUUGAGAUCAGAUCGGAGCCUGCAACUAUUGGUGGCGCCAUCAACCUCACACCAAACGCCAUGCGGUACCUGGAGCAUCUCGGGGUCCUCCCACGGCUCAAGCCGAAAGGCUGCGAAGUCAAAUAUAUCGACAUCCUGUCCCUGCGGACAGGCCAACCACUGGGAAAGAUCAACUUCGACAACAUCGAGAAGUUCAAACACCAUGCGCUCAGAGUCAUGCGCGACGACCUUCUUCAAUCCAUGCUGCAGACGCUGAAAGAGGCUGGGGUGGACGUUCAAUACGGCAUGAAGGUACAGUCUGUCAUUGAAGCGAACGAAUCGAUCUCAGCCGUGUUUGAAGAUGGAACAACUGUCAAAGGAGAUAUUUUGCUCGGUUGUGACGGCAUACAUUCUGCGAUUCGGACCAAGUUCAUCGACCCUUCUCGGAUGCCCGAGUAUACGGGCGUAGCCUGCGCCUAUGAUUUGCUGGAUGCUGGUGAUCUUCGAGAAAUCAUACCCAUUGAAUCCACUUCCUUAUACACUGGCGGCUUUGGUUCUUUGCUCCUAUCAUACACAAAUGCGGCGAAGACACGCUUAUACAUUUCUGCAGUCAUGGGUACGGAAGAUGUCGGAAGCAGAGAAGGAUGGGCCAUAAAAGGUCAAGACCAAGAAGCAAUGAAGCAGGAUCUUCUAAGGCGGUUCCGCGGGCCCACGCUGCCGUUCCUAGAGAAGCUACUGAGCCGCACUGAUUCCUUAGUUCUCUAUCCCGUCUUCAAAAUCUCUGACAAUGGGCCCUGGACCUCAGGCCGCAUGUUGCUCCUCGGAGAUGCUGCGCACGCUAUGCCUCCACAAGGCGAAAGCGUCGGCUUGGCACUCGAAGACGUUAUGCUUCUGUCGCGCGUUCUGGAACACUGUAACGGAAAGUCUGUGGAAGAGUCAUUUCAGCUUUACGAUAAGCUACGCAGACCGAGGAUCAACGCUGCCGUCAAGAUGGCAAAUUUUGGUUUUGAAACUGUUAAGCGGAAUGGCUGGUUCAAGACGAUUCUGAUUGAGUGGAUCACGUGGAUUUUUCUUGCUUUUACAUCGUCUCGGAAAGAGAGGGAAUUUGCGUACGAUGUACGGGACAUCGACCUAGACUGCUUUGGCUGAUCUCUUUGAGUUCAGUUGAGCGUUAGACCUCUCCUACCCUGUUUUCGAGCGGUAAAAUGCUCGAAUAGCUCUAUAGUGUAAGAAAUGCGGAUAUCUCAUUGAUACCAAGUUUGUUCCUAGUCCCC